Gongylonema pulchrum is the source of this 279-nucleotide messenger RNA. NCBI's taxonomy places the organism in Eukaryota, Metazoa, Nematoda, Chromadorea, Rhabditida, Gongylonematidae. The record is from the annotation of a GenBank genome assembly.
AUGGCGCAGUUAUUGCUGACAGGAGAGAUGGCGAAGUUAUUGCUGACAGGAGAGAUGGCGCAGUUAUUGCUGACAAGAGAGAUGGUCACUUUCCGACAGCUACCAGUGUCGCGAGUGGGCGGCACAGCUGUGCGAAUCAGCGCUGUUGUUUUGGGAUACGGUCUGGAUUAUUGGCAGAUCGAACAACGUACGAGGGAGUGGGUCGAAGGUCGCCGGGAAAAUAGAGCGCCGGCAGUGAUGUGGCGCUCUGCUCGCGGUGAUGCCCAGUGCUCUUGCUAG